Myiozetetes cayanensis is the source of this 3724-nucleotide messenger RNA. Its product is annotated as thyrotropin-releasing hormone receptor-like. The transcript has 2 exons. Gene Ontology annotation, molecular function: thyrotropin-releasing hormone receptor activity. Gene Ontology annotation, cellular component: membrane. NCBI's taxonomy places the organism in Eukaryota, Metazoa, Chordata, Aves, Passeriformes, Tyrannidae. Bases 1 to 1164 code for a protein of 387 amino acids. The record is from RefSeq and is a predicted model, not a curated record. Gene Ontology annotation, biological process: phospholipase C-activating G protein-coupled receptor signaling pathway.
AUGGAGAACGGCUCGGGAGCCGCGCUGGGCGGCAGCGGCAACCAGAGCCUGGGCAGGAUGCCCCGGCAGCCCCUGGAGCUGCAGGUGGUCACCAUCCUGCUGGUGCUGCUCAUCUGCGGGGUGGGCAUCGCGGGCAACGCGAUGGUGGUGCUGGUGGUGCUGCGCGCCAGGCACAUGGUGACCCCCACCAACUGCUACCUGGUGAGCCUGGCGGUGGCCGACCUCAUCGUGCUGCUGGCGGCCGGGCUGCCCAACAUCUCCGAAGUGGUGGCUUCUUGGGUGUACGGCUACGCCGGCUGCCUCUGCAUCACCUAUCUGCAGUACCUGGGCAUCAACAUCUCCGCCUGGUCCAUCGCCGCCUUCACGGUGGAGCGGUACAUCGCCAUCUGCCACGCCAUCAAGGCGCAGCUCCUGUGCACCGUGUCCCGCGCCAAGCGCAUCAUCGCCUCGCUGUGGCUCUUCACCUCCCUGUACUGCCUCAUGUGGUUCUUCCUGGUGGACACGACCCAGGUCACCUUCUCGGACGGGGCGCAGGUCAGCUGUGGCUACCGGGUCUCCAGAAGCCUUUACAUGCCCAUUUACUUCUUGGACUUUGCCGUCUUCUACGUCAUCCCACUGGGGCUGGCGACCGUCCUCUACGGCCUCAUCGCCCGCAUCCUCUUCGUGAGCCCCCUGCCCGCCACCCCGCAGCGUUCCUGCCUGGGCUCCGUGCACCAGGGCAACUCCCUGCAGCUCUCCUGCCGGGUCAACAAGGGGGCCCUGAGCUCCCGCAAGCAGGUGACCAAAAUGCUGGCUGUCGUGGUGGUGCUCUUCGCCCUGCUGUGGAUGCCCUACCGCACGCUGGUGGUGGUGAACUCCUUCAUGGACCCGCCCUACCUCAACACCUGGUUCCUCCUCUUCUGCCGCCUGUGCAUCUACCUGAACAGCGCCAUCAACCCCAUCAUCUACAACCUCAUGUCCCAGAAGUUCCGGGCUGCCUUCAGGAAGCUGUACAAGUGCGAGGAGAAGCGCGCUGAGCGCCCUGCCCCGUGCGCCGCCCCCGUGUCCUACAGCGUGGGGAAGGACUGCUCCCAGGACAGCUCUGACCACAGCAUCACCCAGCAAGGGGACCUCAGCAGGCUCCCUGGCCCUGCAAAGAAGAGCAGGCAAAUCCUGGGACCCUGAAAGGAUGCAGGCAGUGGGAGCUCUCCGGAAAAUGCCGAGGGAAAUGGCUUUGGCCUUUGGCGUUGGCAGCAAGCUGCGUUUAACACUCCUGCAGGGCAUUUCACAAAGCACAUCGUUAAAGGCAAAUCCCUCGGCUUUUCCUUCACGCUAAUCUGUUCUUGUUUGGUGAAGUGUUUGGCACAGGUCGGUGUUUAGCAUCUUUAAAGCAUCUCUUGUAAAUACAGCAGUGCACUGCCAUUCUGUGUUACCGGUUGCUUGUUGAGCUGGGCCAAAGCGUUGAAAGGAAACCCAGGAAGAGAAGAACAUUCAAGGAAAUAAAAAACCAACCUCUUCUUGCUGGAGCCAUUUUCUUAGAGAGUGAGACUCUCCUACCCAAAUUUACAUGCCUCUGACACAGACACCCCAUGGGAGCUGCUUCUCCAGAGUCCUUUUGGAGUUAAUGGGGACAACUGGGCACUUCUAAGCAGUGUCUCCUCUCCUCUCAGCACAGUCCUCUGAGGAAUACACAGCCCUGCUGAGGAGAUCAAUGCCUCCCAAGAUUUCAUGGUGACACAUUUAUUACUGCUGUCAUUCUGUGAGCAAAGUGGCUAUUCAUAACCUUCAGCAUCCAAGAAACCAGCCCAAGAACACUUGACCCAGACUUGCAAGAGACUAUCUGGACUAUGAGUAAAAUGAAAAAGCACACACACAUGAGCCAAACCCUAAGGAUCUUGCCAAAUAAAACAAGUCUCAGCCACCAGUAACCCUCGAGUGACUGCAAAAAAUUAUUUGAACAGCCAGUGCAGUCUCACUUGUCAACACUGGUUUUCAGCAAGCUAUGGUGUUAAAAGAUCUUAGAAUGUUUCAUCCACUCAGGAAAAAUAUCUGUGUGAUACGUUUAAGAGCACAAGAUGUCGGUAACCAUUCUGCAUCACUUGGCUGGGCGAGUCAGGACAAGACCUCAAGUUACCCUGGUCUGUCAGAACCGUCCAGGACCUGUCUCAUUAUGUGUAGGGUGGCUUUGCAUGUAUAAUUACUACAUUGUGAAUUAUUAAACCAGCUACUUCGUCCCUAAAAUAACUGUAGGAUGAGGAAAGAGAAUGAUUUGAAACAUUCAAAUUUGGAAUUUAAGGAUUCAUGCCACUUUUGCACUCUUUUGUGUAUAUUGUGUGUAUUGGUAACUUAGGCACAGAGUUCCUAUUCAUUGUUGUUGUGGGAAUUGUGCAGAGACAUUUGGCAUUUGCUUCUUGAAGAAGAUGGAAGUGUUUUUGCUAACAUGGGACAAUUUGCUUGUAACAAUAUUUUCUCUGGUACAGAUUUUGUGGGUUUUUUUCCCCUUAGAUUUUUCCUUAGCAGCUCAGAACAAGCCAUUGAUAAAAGCAUCAAUAAACAAGCCAUUGAUAAAACCAGAGCAGCAAGGACCAGGGAGGAGGAAGAGGAGCCCUGGGCCAUUGUUGGAGCCUCCCUGGGGCCUCGAGCACAGGCAGCAUCUCCUGGGGGAUGGGCUGUCCUGUGUCCCCCAGCCUGUCACCCUGAAGCUGUGGAUGCAGAGAGCAGCAGGGAGGCCAGCUUUGCCCUGAGGCCAUGUGGGAAGAGGAUUUACUGUCCGAGAUUGGAAACCCUCUUGCAUCCUGACCUGAGGAUUUUUCAGGCAUGGGAUGUGCCCUUUGACAGACAGCCUUGAUCUCUGCAAACACAAGGAGCAGCUUAACUCCAAAGUAACUCCAGCAGGAUAUUUUCCACCUCCUCAUCACAUUUCCAGUCUUCACCGUUCCCAUUUAUGUUUUCUUCCCCCAGAGAGAGACAUCCUAAAAGCACUAUUCUCUUAAUUAAAUUUCAGCCUCAGCCCAACAGCUAAUUGAUAGUUCUGAAAUUUUCGUUCAGCAUACUUAGCAUUCAAUUAAAACCCGGUUCUGUUCUCCCCUUUCUGCCCUCAGCUGCCAAGUACAGCAUGACCCUGUGUUAUUUUGUGAGCAGUAAUUGGCAGAUAAAUUCCCCUGGCACCACGAGUUCUCCGGCAAACGCACCAGAGCGGUAAACUCUGCAGAUGAGCAAUGAGUUCCUGCUCUUUCCCCCUCCAUGUAUUCUGACACUUUAGGAGGAGCUGAGAGAUUUUUAGGUGGAAGUGGAGGCAGAAGGUCAGCACUCAGCUUGGUGGAGAGAUGCUGGCUAAGAGGACAGGCAGCUACGUGCUGCUGGGAAAUAAAUCACCAGCAGAAAGGAAUUAAAAGAAAUAACUCACCACUGUAACUUCCUCUGGAUAUCCAGGGUCUGAAUAAAAACCUCGAUUCCUUGUAAGAAAUCAAAGAGCUCCCUUCAGGCUUCAGCCUGCACUACCUUAUGUCUUGCAACAUCCCACCCUGCUCGUAAAGUCUGAAGCUGUAUUUUACCCUCAGCAUUUAUUUGUCUCAGUGGCAUGAGUGUAGGCUGUGAGUUUAUAAAUAUGCCAUCAAAUAAAGAAUCUAUUGCUCCCAAACAGUCUACCACAUUGAAGCUGCUCCUCAAGUUAAUCUAACUUGCUACUCUCCUAAUUAAAGCCCAUUAUUUCUAACCCCUGCCCUUCCAGUGCUUGUUAACCUGC